This is a messenger RNA of Coffea arabica (coffee), 2880 nucleotides long. Its product is annotated as probable receptor-like protein kinase At2g23200. NCBI's taxonomy places the organism in Eukaryota, Viridiplantae, Streptophyta, Magnoliopsida, Gentianales, Rubiaceae. Gene Ontology annotation, biological process: protein phosphorylation. Gene Ontology annotation, molecular function: ATP binding; protein kinase activity. The record is from RefSeq and is a predicted model, not a curated record.
CAUCUUCAUGAAACUCAUCAAUUUCCACCAAAACUCAAUGGAAAUCCUUCAUCCUCCAAAAACAGUUUAUGUCCUCUUCAAUUUGUGCUGCUAUCUUUUGUUGUUCAACGGAAUCAACACCUCCGCUUACAGCGUACCUGAUCGCUACUUCAUCAACUGUGGCUCAAGUGGGAGCACAACCGUCUACGGGCGGAACUUCGUCGGCGACGUCAACCCCGAUUCUUUCACCUUGUCCGCAAGCCACAGCAAAGAAGACCAAUCAUCGGAUUCAGCAUCUUCUCCACUCUAUCAAACUGCAAGAAUUUUCAGACAAAAAUCUUCAUAUGAUCUUGACCUUGUCCAGAAUGGCAUUUACGUGGUACGUUUUCACUUCUAUGCUUUCACUUCUCCAGAUAAUCUUGCUACUGCCAGAUUCGACGUGUCAACUUCCAAGUUUUCACUCCUAUCCAACUUCAGCGUCCAAAAUAGUAGCACCAGUAAGUCACCUGUGAUUAAAGAGUUUUUGAUCCGUAUCGAUGUGGGGAACUUCCAAAUUUACUUCACGCCAUCCGCGUCAUCUUCUUUUGCCUUUGUUAAUGCUAUAGAAGCAUUUCUUGCUCCUGAUAACUUCAUUCAGGAUUCUCCUUUUUACAUAACUCCUGCUGGAAGCAAAGGAGUUUACAAUGGUUUGUUGUCCAAUGCUUUACAAGUAGUUCAUAGGAUUAACGUUGGUGGACUGACUGUAACACCGGACACUGAUACUUUGGGGAGAAAUUGGAUACCUGAUGAUGAUUAUUUGGUCCACCGGGCUGCAGCCAAGAACACUUCAUUUCGUAGUGCACCGCCUAAUUACCAGCCCGAAUUUGCAACAAAGUUUGAUGCUCCUGACCCUGUUUAUAACACUGCCAAAGAGCUGAACAUCACUCCUAGUCGGGAAGGUGUCACUCUCCCGAAAGAAAAUUUUAAUGCUUCUUGGGGAUUCAAUGUAAAUGGAAAUGCCAAAUUUCUAGUCCGGGUGCAUUUUUGUGACGUAAUUAGUCCAGCUGGUAGCGAGCCAUUGAAAUUCAAUCUCUAUAUUUAUAGUAACUUCAGCCAAAAAAUUGAUCCACAAGAAUCCACUACCGCAGCCAUGACGGCAGUUCCAUAUUACAAUGAUUUUGUGGUGGAUUCAGAUGAUUCUGGUUUUAUGAAUGUAAGUAUUGGCCCACGGCAAGAUUCUAGUAAACAAACGGCCUUUCUUAACGGGGUAGAGAUUAUGCAGUUGGUUAACGUUCCAGGUCCAAUUUCAAAUGGAAGUGGAUCAGGAAACAAGCAUUUGCCCGUUAUUAUUGGUUCAGUUGCUGGAGGUGUGGUUCUCAUCAUCAUUACAGUGGUAUUGUUCUGGUUUAGUUUGAAGUUGAGGAAAGGAAAACCUGUCGAUGCUCUUGACUGGCAAUUAAUGGAUCUGAAUGCAGGAACUUCAUAUAGCAAGAGCACGGACAGAAAUACCAAUGGUUCCCCUCUUCCGGAUUUAAAUCUUGGCCUGAAGAUGCCUUUUGGUGAAAUUCUGUACGCAACAAAGAACUUUGAUGAGAAACUGAUUGUCGGUGAAGGGGGUUUUGGCAAAGUCUACAGAGGUACUCUGAGGGAUGGAACAAAAGUUGCUGUUAAAAGAAGUGAACCAGGACGAACGCAGGGCCUUCCAGAAUUCCAAACUGAGAUAAUGGUCUUGUCCAAAAUUCGCCACCGCCAUCUGGUUUCUUUGAUUGGAUACUGCUAUGAAAGAUCAGAGAUGGUACUAGUUUUUGAGUUCAUGGAGAAGGGGACUCUGAGAGACCAUCUCUACACUCCUAAGGAAGAAUCUGGGAAAUCAACUUCACUAUCUGGAUUAUCUUGGAAUAGAAGGCUUCAAUUGUGCAUUGAUGCAGCAAAAGGUCUACACUACCUUCAUACUGGUCUAGGCGGUUCAAUUAUUCACAGGGAUGUGAAGUCAACAAAUAUUCUGCUAGAUGAGCAUUAUGUGGCUAAAGUUGCCGAUUUUGGUAUUUCAAGAUUAGGUCCUCUUGAUCAAACCCAUGUCAGUACAGAGGUGAAAGGCAGCUUUGGUUAUCUUGACCCUGAGUACUUUAGAUGCCUUCAAUUAACUCAAAAAUCUGAUGUGUACUCUUUUGGAGUUGUACUUCUUGAAGUGCUUUGUGCAAGGCCAGCCAUUGACAACUCGCUUCCCUGGCAGCAAGUAAACCUGGCUGACUGGGGAAUGUCUUGUCUAAUGGAAGGAGAACUUCACAAAAUCAUUGACCCUUUUCUUGUUGGUAAGAUCGACUCGAAUUCAUUGAGCAGAUAUGAGGAAACUGUUGAGAAGUGUUUAAAAGAAUGUGGAGUUGAUAGGCCUAAUAUGGUUGAUGUGUUGUGGGAUCUUGAGUAUGCAUUGCAGCUUCAGCACACUGCAGUUCCAGAACAAUCGCAUGAGGGCAGCAACACGGAUGUUUCCUACAACUUGCCAUUGCCAGUAAUUCGCCGCUUGCCUUCUCACAGCAUUGCCAUGAGUGAAGAUGAAAUUGGCUCAGAUGCUAAUAUUGAGAGAAGUAGCACAAAUCCUAGUGAGGUGUUCUCUCAGCUAAGGAUGGAGGAUGCUAGAUGAUGUACAAGUGAUUACAUUCUAGCUUUCAGAACUGAAGUUCCAUUGCAGCCUCUCAAGAGAAGUAGUCAAUAAAACAAUAAAUAGCUUGUAAAAUUACUCAGCAUUGCUCUUCUUACCUUGUUGUAACCAUGUAGAUCCAUUGCCUGUUUGAGAAAUGUUUUGAAUCUUUCCCGUAGUGCAUUAGCAAGUUGUUCAAUUUUGAGGAGUGCAAGCUGAGCUGAGCUACUAUCAAAAGCUUAUUAAGUUUAGCAAUAUUUAGGAAGGGAAUGAGAUUCCUCACA